This is a messenger RNA of Aspergillus luchuensis, 4320 nucleotides long. RefSeq names its product PE repeat family protein. The transcript has 4 exons. NCBI's taxonomy places the organism in Eukaryota, Fungi, Ascomycota, Eurotiomycetes, Eurotiales, Aspergillaceae. The record is from RefSeq and is a predicted model, not a curated record. The coding region runs from base 1 to 4320 and encodes 1439 amino acids.
AUGGGUAAAAAAGGAAACAACAAGAAAAAGAAGAACAACAACAACAAUAAUAAUAAGCAAAGGCUCCCCGUAAACGACAAUCAACUGUCCAAAGAGCAAACCCCCUCUCCCGAUCCCACCCCAGAGGCACCCGUUGAUGUCGGAGAAAAUGGAGCAACGCCCGGUCCAGAUCAGGACAAUAACAACAACCCCGUCGAACCAGAUAAUGCCCCGGCCGCCGAGACUACCCCUACAGAAGGAUCCGAUAGUGCCCCUGCUGAUGGUGGCUCAACGUCUCCCGAGUCUGAAGGUGCCACCGAAGCAACAACGCCGCCAACAGAGGCUGAAGAGACCAACGAUACGACUGCUGAAACAAAAGAGGAAGGCGAGAGUCCCGCUCCAGAAGCAGACGAGUCCGCCCCACCGCCGGAAGAUAGUCCUCCCAGUGAUCAACCUGUUGAGGAUGCACCAAAAGACAUAGAACCGGAACCUGUCGAAGCAGACGCUGCGCCGGCGGAUGUAGAUGAUACACCGCCCGAGGAGAACACAGAAGCCCCCAGCAAUGAAUGUGAUCCUACUGCAGAACAUGACAAUGUCGAAGCCGAAAAAGGAGAAGCCGAACAACAAGCGGCUGAAGACGCCAAAUUCGGGGAUGAGGAAAAGCCAGCGGAAGCAACGACGGCCGACUUGAACGACGUUGACAAGGACGCGGAGAACGCAACAGAACAGCCACCGGCAGAGACUCAAGAGGGCGAGGCUGAGCCCCCUGCUGGGCUUCCUACCAACGACGAGGGCAACGAAGCCAACAGCAGCGAUGCAUCGCCCGAACAACCGGCUGCAGACACGGAGGAGGCUCAAGAGCAUGAGGCUGAAGGACAACCCGAGCCUGCGCCAGAAUCCACGGAAACCCCUGUCGCCCCAGAAGGACAGGAGAAUCAAACUUCAGAAGAACAACCUAGUCCCGACACCACAGAAACUGCGGAUGAAGCACCAGCAGACGAGGGAACUCCAGAGUCGACAGAAGAUUUAGCGGCGGACAAUGCCAACGUUGAACCCGAAGCAGAGCCAGCAAAUGCAACUGAGGAGGCACCGGAAGAACCGGCCGCUCCCCCCGAAGAGUCACCUGAAGAGUCCGUACAGCCUGAAACAACCGGUGAGGCCUCAGCAGAAGUUGAGUCCGGCGAAGCGCCAGCCGAAGAGUCUACCGAAUCACCUGUCGCUGAAGAAGAUUCUGCUGAGACACCUACCGAGACACCCGCCGAGACACCUGCUGAGGAAGCCGCUGUCGUGGAAGAACCCGCCGGAGAGAGUGUUUCACAAGAACCUCCGGCUGAAGAGCCCACCGCGGAUGAUACAGCAGACGUACCGGCUGAGGAAACUACAGAAGCAGCAGAACCUGCAUCCGAACCCGCCGCGGAGGAGGCAGCAAACGAGGAGGUACCUCCUGAGGAAGCCGCGACUUCGGAGUCAGUCGAAGAGCCUGCCAAUGAAACUCCAGCGGCAGCGGAGACUACUCCGGAACCAGCAAGCGAGGAUGAACCGGUAGAUGCUCAAGAGCCAGCUGACGAAAAGCCGACCGAGGAAGUAGUUGCAGAGGAGCCUCCCGCGGAGGCCGCAGCAGAGGAAGUCCCGGCCGCUGAGGCCGCAGUCGAAGAAGCGACUCCGAACGAAGAUGCCGAGGGUGCCGCACCGGAAUCUGAAGAGUCUCCUGCUGAUCUCGCCGCUGAAGAUGCACCAACAGAAGAGCCAGUUCAUGUCGAAGAACCCGAGCAAGUAACAGAAGAAGCGGCCCCUGAAGAGACACCAUCGACUGAGGAAGUGCCAGCAGAAGAGGGUGUCGGUGAAGUUCCUGAAGAAGCUCCCGCCGAAGAGCCGGCCACAGAAGCGGUGCCCGAAGAAUCCGCUCCUGCAGAAGAACCUAUCGCUGAAGAACCUGCAGCUGAAGAACCUCCAGCCCCAGAUGAGACACCUCCUGAACCUGCGCCUGAGGAGACUUCCCCAGUUGAAGAGUCUGCUCCAGUAGAGGAGGCUGCUGAAGAGCAAGUUGCUGCUGAGGAGCCUGUCGCUGAGGAGCCCGCGAUUAAGGAACCUGCUGCUGCCGAUGAACCUGAAGCUGAGGCUGCCGUUGAAGAAUCAGUACCGGCUGAGGAUCCUGCACCCAUCGAAGAAGCUGUCGAGGUGCCCGCCACCGAGGAACCCGCCGCCGAGGAGCCUAUCACUGAAGAGCCCGCUCCGGCCGAAGAGCCUGCCCCAGUUGAUGAGACUGUUGAGGAACCCGCUGUCCAGGAACCUGCCGCCGCGGAGGAGCCCGCUGCUGAGGAGCCCGCACCGGUCGAAGAAGAGCCAGCUUCGGUUGAAGAACCUGCUCCCGAGGAGAACACUGCCGCUGAAGCACAACCGCCAGCAGAAGGGUCUUCAUCUGUGGAAGAGGUUCCCGCUGAAAGAGCUGUAGACGAACCCGCUGCAGCGGAAGAACGCGCUCCAGUAGAUGAGCCUGCCGCGGGGCAGGAGCCUGAAGUGGAAGAAGCUACCCCUGCUGAAGAAACCGCUGUGGUCGAAGAACCUGCUACAGCGGAAGAGGCUAUUCCUGCUGUAGAAGAGCCUGCCCCGGUGGAGGAGCCUGAAGAGCCUGCUCCAGCGGAAGAAGCUACACCUGCGGUGGAGGAACCUGCUGCUGUAGAAGAGCCUGCCCCGGUGGAGGCUGCUGCGGAAGCCGCCGCCCCGUCUGAAGAGCCUGCUGCUGUGGAGGAACCUGCCGCUGUGGAAGAGUCUGCUGCUGUGGAAGAGGCUAUUCCUGCUGCAGAAGAGCCGGCCCCGGUCGAGGAGCCUGAAGAACCUGCUCCAGCGGAAGAAGCUACUCCUGCUGUGGAAGAGCCUGCUGCUGCAGAAGAGCCCGUUGCGGAGGAGGCUGAUGUGGCAGUCGCCGCCCCGGCUGAAGAGCCUGCUGCCACUGAAGACUCCGCUCCUGCUGAAGUACCCGCAGAAGAUCCUGCACCUGCUGACGAACCCGGUUCAGUCAAUGGACCAGGACCGGCAGAAGAUAUAGCUCCUGCUGAGAGAGCCGUUCCUAUCGAGGCAUCAGAAGUCGCAGCACCCCCGCCGGAAGAACAGGGCGAAAGCGAAGGAUAUGAAGCAGAUCCGAGCUCAGAGCCGUCAGAAGAAACCGAAGCUAACGGUUCUUCAAGGGGAGAAAUUCUAGGCGGAGCCAUAGCCGGGGCCACAGCCGCCGCCGCCGUCACCGCAGCAGUCCACCGUAAAGAUUCACAGAGGAAGCACAGAAGAUCAGCCGACGCUGACUAUGAUCGGAAGGAGUCUAGGAGCUCUUCUGAUGGUCAUCGCUCACAAAGGCGAAAGGGUGAGCGUAUUAGUAUCAUGGGUCGAUGGGCGCAAGCUUUACAGGACUCCAAGAAGAUGCACGAAGAGAAGCAGAAGCAAAAGAUUCAGGUGAUCGAGAAAGAGCGUCGCUCUUCGGACCGUGGAAGUGAGAGAGAAAAGGACAGGCAGCGGGAGCGUGACCGGGAUCGCGACGAGCGGAAACGGGAACGGGAACGAGAGUACGAACGCCAACGUGAGCUCGAGCGUGAGCGCGAGCGCGAGCAAAGACGGCAAGAACGCGCGCGCAGACAACAAGAACAAGAGCGUCUGCAACAAGAGCAAGAGCGCAAACAACAAGAGCGUGAGCGCAGACACCGAGAGCGCGAACGCGAGCGCGAACAACGUGAACAACUUGAACGGGAGCGGGAGCGAGAACGCGCAAGGCGCUCUGAGCGAAGCGCAAGAUCAAGGAACUUGGAACAAUCCGGACGUUCUUUGAGCGGUAAAGAGAGCACACCCACCAGGUCACACCCACGGUCAGAUCAUUCUGGAAGCCAGGACCGCGAGCGCAAGAGCAGCUCGUCGUCGCGCCACACCCAAUCUACAGAACCCAAGCCUCGCUUCUUCCUGAAGUAUAUGGAGGGUCAGUCAGACACCAAUGGCCCACUUCUGAAGAUCAACGCUGCCAAGGCCUCCGCUAACGUCUACAAAGAUCGUGAGAGAAGGUCAUCCUCCCACCAGAGUCAACGUCAGUCGCAAGAAGGCAAGAGCAGCAGUGAGCGCUCCAGUCGACCACGUCCCGAGGACGACGAAGAAGCUCGAGCUCGGCGUGAAGCUCGCAGAGAGCGCAAGAGGAUGGAGAUGGAGCAGGAAGCAAGGGCAAGGGAGGAACCCGAGCAACGUCGUCCUCACCGUAGUAGCGGAGAACAUCGCCAUCGUCAUCACAGACAUCGACGCGAGCCGUCUCCUCCACCCAGUGGACCUUCCAAGCUGAAGACUCUCUUGGGUGCGAUUGCUGCUCACUGA